Molecule: messenger RNA, 879 nt
Organism: Cooperia oncophora
Lineage: Eukaryota; Metazoa; Nematoda; Chromadorea; Rhabditida; Trichostrongylidae
Source: the annotation of a GenBank genome assembly
AUGGGCGCAAAAGUGACGACUCAAGCUCCACGCUUUCCACAACUCCCACAGCUUCCGGAGAUGCCUCAGUUACCGCAGUUACUGGGGCUUCCACGUAUCGAACAGAUGACGUUGGGUGACGAUGAGUCAGAACACCUGGAUCCCCUUCUCAAAACUGCAAUCGAGCUCGGUGGAGACUACGAGUUCGCGAGCAACUUAGAAACAGCUCUGCCAAUAUCACCUCCGAAAGACGAGCCUCCGGGGCCUCCGAAAGAGCAGGACACACCACAGAAAGCGCAAGCACCUCAACCGCAAGACAGUACUGAACAAAAGGCACCACAAAAAGAAAAAGGAAAGGUGCCCCAAGUCAGCGAGCCACAAAAACCGAAGCCGGUACGGGAGAGCCCAGCAGCUAAAGCGGAUGAGCCGAAAGUCAGCGAGCCCCAGAAACUGCGACAGGUACAGGAGAAAGCAGUGGAGAAGGCGAUUGAGCCAAAAGCCAGUACACCUCAAAAAUCAAAUGCGCCCCAGACUAAGGCUCCACAAAAGGCACCAGAAAAAGCAGAUGCGCCUCGACCGAGAACGCCACAGAAGAAAACUCCUGCUCCUCCAUUACUACGCAAGACUCAGAAUAAAAACGCACCAAAGAAACGGGUCCAACCACCGCCUAAAGAGGCUACUCCACCAGCUGCAAAAUCGCCAGUUGUGACUGCAGCUUCGAAAAAUCAAACGUCGGAUCACGAAAAGUCUAUGGUGAAGACGGCAUUACUUGUACGUCCACCUAAGGAUCAGGAAGCAGUAGCUGCCCCGUGGGCCAGGAAUUACGACACCUUGAAACCACUACCGCCUUCAAGUGAGGUGUUCACCAAAAUCGUGCCCGUGGUGAAUAAGACGAAAUAA